GUAAAGUCGACCCUGGAACAGGCCAUUGGUCAUAAAGUGCGAAUAUCAUGUGAUAACCGUUGUUGGGAGAAAAAAAAUCUGAAAUCACUCCAGAUUGCAAAAUACUCCAGCGUCGCUUCGACUGAAAGAUAAUUUAACUAGUUUGAGCUUUUACAUCGCACACUAACGAAGACUAUAUGAAGACUAUGCAUUGCAGUUCCCAACUUGAAUAACACAUCUGACGAUAUUCCCUCAUCUACCGUCUUACUCUUCUCAGAUUCUCUGAACACAAUGAUAGGAGUGGUGUGUUUGGCCCUCCUAGGCCUGACCUCAGCCCUGAUUUGUCCCGAUGGUGGGAUGUGUGACGACGGCAACACCUGCUGCAAGACCCCCAGUGGUGGAUAUGGCUGCUGUCCAUUACCAAAUGCUGAGUGCUGUUCCGACCACCUGCAUUGCUGCUAUGAGGGGACAGUGUGUGACUUAGUCCACUCCAAGUGCCUCAAUAAAACAGUCUCUCUGCCGUGGGUCAGAAGAGUCUCCGCACAACACAUCAUCAGCCCUCUGCUGGUGGAAGGAGUGAGGGCAGUCAUUUGUCCCGACGGCGAGUCAGAGUGUCCGGACGACACCACCUGCUGUCAACUCCCAGAAGGCUCCUGGGGCUGCUGUCCGCUGGCCAAGGCAGUGUGCUGUGAGGACAAGAUGCACUGCUGUCCAGAGGGCACCAAGUGUGACCUAGCCCACUCCAAGUGUGUGUCUCCCACCCUGGAGACAUUUGCCAUGAGGGAAAAGGGGCCUGCAAUGAAGAAGCAGACGGCAGUGACCUGCCCAGGUGGUAGGAGCAGAUGCCCAAACGGAACCACCUGUUGCCUGCUGACCAGUGGCGACUAUGGCUGCUGCCCCUACCUGGAGGCUGUGUGCUGUACCGACAAACUCCACUGUUGCCCCGGCAAUACAACCUGUGACCUAGAGCAUGAUAUGUGCACUUCCCCCAACACACAGACCCCACUGGCUAAGAAGACCCCUGCCAUCUCCAACGAUGUGGAUUGCCCAGACAAGGUGUCAUCGUGUCCUGAAGAGACCACUUGCUGCCUGUUGGGGGAUAGGAGCUAUGGCUGCUGCCCUAUGCCAAGUGCUGUGUGUUGUCCGGACCACCUCCACUGCUGUCCUGGGGGAACCACCUGUGACCUGGAACAGAGCACCUGUGUGUCUAAACACGGCCAAACUUCCAUGGCUGUCAAAUUCCCCGCCACAUUGACCACGACAUCCCUACAGAGCACCGGUCAGAGACAAAGCUACACAUCAAACAUUGUCAAUGCUGUGCCCUGCAACGACUCUGUGGCCUGCGCUGAUGGAACCACGUGCUGUAAAUUACUAAAUGGAGAAUGGGCCUGCUGCCCCUUACCCAAGGCUGUGUGUUGUGAUGACCACCUCCACUGCUGCCCCCACGGGACCAUCUGUAACCUGGCAGAGAGUACGUGUGAUGACCCCACUUCGGGCUCUGCCCAUGUAACCAUGCUGGACAAGGUGCCCGCCUUUAGCUAUGUGUCGCAGGAGGAGCCGCUGCCCAACAGCAUAUGUGACAAAUCCACGUCGUGCCCGGGCAAAUCCACGUGCUGCAAGACCACCACAGGAAACUGGGCAUGCUGCCCCCUGCCCAAUGCUGUGUGUUGCGAUGACCACCUUCACUGCUGCCCCCACGGCACUGUGUGUAACCUGGAGGCCAGUACCUGCGAUGACCCCUCAGGCUUCAACAUGCCGUGGGUCACGAAGGUGGCAGCACUCACCACGCAGGCACAACUGGCCACUGAGAAGUGUGACGAAAAGACCAUGUGCCCCGGGGGCACCACCUGCUGCAGACAGAACUCAGGACAGUGGGCAUGCUGUCCUCUACCUCAUGCGGUCUGCUGCGACGACCAUGAGCACUGCUGCCCUAAAGGCUACACGUGUAACGUGGCCGAGCAGACCUGUGACAAAGCAGGGACCCUCAGUUUGCCCUGGAUCCCCAGAGUGCCAGCCCUGCUCCUGCACAGAGUGCUUCCGGCAAUUCAGGCAAUUGCCCCCUCCUUCCCCCUAGCCAAGAACAUGUGUGACCCCCACACCAGCUGUCCCAAAUAUACCACCUGCUGCUUCAUGAACAAAGCUGGCAAGUGGGGAUGCUGCCCCCUGCCAAAGGCGGUGUGCUGUGCCAACGGAGACCACUGCUGCCCCAGCGGCUACAGCUGUGAUGGCCACAAGACCUCCUGCACUAAGGGCCCCCUGACCAUUCCCUGGUACCGCAAAGUGAAAGCCCUGACUGAGGGAGCCAUGUUGAAAGACGUAAAGUGUGACGACAAGAGCAGCUGUGCCUCGGGGGCCACCUGCUGCAAGCUGCCCACAGGUGAAUGGGGCUGCUGUCCCCUGGUCAAGGCUGUUUGCUGUACAGACCAUGAGCACUGCUGCCCCCAAGGCUACAGCUGCAACAUGCAGACUGGGACCUGUGAGAAACUGUUAGAGUCUAUACUCCUCCAUACGGUGUCCCUGACAAAGGCAGCAGAGUCCCAGCAGAGGGCAGCAGAGAUGAGUAUAGAUGUGACUUGUGACAGCACUGGAGAGUACAGCUGUCCCAAACUGGAAACCUGCUGCAAGACUUCACCCACGGAAUGGUCCUGCUGCCCUGCACCAAAGGCCAUAUGCUGUGCGGACACCAGGCACUGCUGCCCCAUGGGAUACACAUGUGACCUGGAGCGGAGAGGCUGCUCCCAGCAGGCUGAGUUGACCUGGGACAUGUUCUACAGCCACGACAAAAAGAGGGACUUUGUUCCGUUUUGACUUUGAGCUAAAAUCGGGAAGCACUGAUUUGGACUCUGAGCCAAUCAGGAUGCAGCACUGAUCUGAUGUUCCUCACUCCAGCACACAACCUAACCUGCAGCACAUUCCAUAAGAGGAACAAACAACCUAAUGGAAACUGGACAAGGGACAGGAGAUUUAUUGUGUUUUUUGUUGUUGUAAGUGAUUUAAUUUGGUUCAAUGGCCAUCCCAAAGUUUAAUUUUUUUAAUUUUUGUAUUUUUAUUUUUUUAAGCAGCUAGCUUGUAGGUUUGACUCUGUCUUUACGCUUAGUUACUACUGCCCCAUAUGCCAUUUUCUCUAUGCAAAUGAGAAACAUGAAUGUAUCAUAGUCUCUUGGAACAAGAAUUAUCAUUCUCCAGAAUAAACCUGCUUUAAGAUGUAUCAAAAAUGUGGUAUAUUACAAACUCUCAAAAACACAGCUACAUAGUAUAAGAAAGCUUAUUAUCAUGUUUCAUUGCUGCAGGCACAACCUAGCAUUAGUAUAUCGUUCUUUCUCGAAGCACUACAGAGCCAUUGAUCAGCCGACUGAGUGUUACUUUGAUUGACAUUUUUGCUUGAUUUUUUUUAUUUUAAUUAUUAUUAUUUUUUUUAAUGUAUGUUUUGCCCUCUGGCCUGGGUUCAUCACUUUCUGUGAACAUCAAAAUGGUCCAACCUCUGACAGUUUUCUGUCAUUAAAAUAAAAAAAACUGUCACUCAGACCCCUUAAGUCAAAGCCAUUUUUUUUCUUGAUGUCAUAAUACCCAUUGUUGAUAAUCUUGAUGUUCAGUAUAGGAAUUGUGGUGCUUGAACAGGUGAUGGGGAAGUGAAUCCAGUACAUAGGAAUUGUAAGAUUGGUUAGUACAAUGUUAGUUGAUAUCAAAAUUUAUACUAAGCACUCUGUUCUACCAGCCGUAGUAAUGGUAACCAGUAGUAAUACUUUGAAAGUCAAUGCAAACACUACCAGUUGGCACAUAACUCUCAUCCCAUUCCUGACUAACGUCCCAAAUUUGUAUCUGUACUCUAUAGUUUGGGAUUUUUUUUUUUUUUUACAUGAAUAGCAAUGUUAAAUGAAGGACAUGUUUCUUGGUUAAUUAUAGUUUCCUUAUCAAAUAUUUUAUCUUAUGAAGGAGAGUUGUGUGUCACUGAGGUGAAAUAAAAUUGUUUCAAAUAUUUCAGUUUUCGUUCUUCGGUAGGGGAAUGCAUUUUGUGUUGAGCUGCACUAUAGUACAAUAAUAAACAAUGGAUGAGUCA
Oncorhynchus gorbuscha (pink salmon) is the source of this 4036-nucleotide messenger RNA. Its product is annotated as progranulin-like. Gene Ontology annotation, cellular component: extracellular region. The transcript is spliced from 17 exons. Bases 271 to 2787 code for a protein of 838 amino acids. The record is from RefSeq and is a predicted model, not a curated record. NCBI's taxonomy places the organism in Eukaryota, Metazoa, Chordata, Actinopteri, Salmoniformes, Salmonidae.